Eruca vesicaria subsp. sativa (arugula) is the source of this 1267-nucleotide messenger RNA. The record is from the annotation of a GenBank genome assembly. NCBI's taxonomy places the organism in Eukaryota, Viridiplantae, Streptophyta, Magnoliopsida, Brassicales, Brassicaceae.
UUGCAUCUGGACGGCUCAUAUUUGAUCUCUCUCUUCUUCCUCUCUCUCCGACAUUUCCCAGAGUCAGGGCCGAUCUGUCUUUUCCUCUCCUUCCUCCAGUUUUUUGUUUCUUCCACAUUCGUCAAAUCGAAUCCAUUCUCAAAGACUCCCAAAAGUAGUUAAAAGCAAAAGUACUUUGAUACUUUCCCUGUUAAUCGGGUUUCAAAGAAACGAAUUUUCUUUUCCAAAGAAAAAAAAGCAAAAAAGAUUAUUUUCACCUAAUUGUGUGUUUUUGAAUUUUUUUAUAUUUUUUCAAAUUGUGGUAAUGGAGACGGAGAGUAUGGAGUGCGAUUCAUCGACAAGAAGCAUCCCUAACGAUAACGCAACUUACCAUUUCUCUUCCACGAAGAAUCACGCCGCAGCUCCUGCCUCCGUCGUUACCAAUAUAGUUGGUCCCACGGCAACGGCUGCCACUAGCGUCUAUGAGCUUCUGGAGUGUCCUGUUUGUACCUUUUCUAUGUACCCUCCUAUCCAUCAGUGUCAUAAUGGGCACACGUUAUGCUCAACUUGUAAAGUGAGAGUACAUAACCGUUGUCCCACAUGUAGACAAGAGCUUGGAGAUAUAAGAUGUUUAGCCCUUGAGAAAGUAGCCGAGUCACUUGAGCUGCCUUGCAAGUAUUACAACCUCGGAUGCCCUGAGAUUUUUCCUUACUACAGCAAACUAAAGCACGAGUCUCUCUGUAACUUCAGACCGUAUGGUUGUCCUUACGCUGGCUCCGAGUGUGGUAUCGUUGGGGACAUCCCUUUCCUUGUAACCCAUCUCAGGGAUGAUCACAAAGUUGACAUGCACGCUGGCUCCUCUUUUAACCACCGUUACGUCAAAUCCAAUCCGCGUGAAGUAGAAAACGCUACUUGGAUGUUGACUGUAUUUCAAUGCUUUGGGCAAUACUUCUGCCUCCAUUUUGAGGCGUUCCAGCUCGGGAUGGGUCCGGUAUACAUGGCGUUCCUGAGAUUCAUGGGGGACGAGGAAGAAGCAAGGAGUUAUAGUUACAGUUUAGAAGUGGGAGGGAGUGGGAGGAAGCUAACGUGGGAAGGAACACCAAGAAGCAUCAGAGAUAGUCACAGGAAAGUAAGAGACAGCAACGACGGUCUCAUCAUUCAGAGAAACAUGGCUCUCUUCUUCUCUGGUGGUGACAGGAAAGAGCUUAAACUUAGGGUUACUGGUAAAAUAUGGAAAGAGCAACACAGUCCAGAUUCUGGUCUUUGCAUACCAAACCUAUCUUCAUGA